This is a messenger RNA of Acanthopagrus latus (yellowfin seabream), 4813 nucleotides long. Its product is annotated as hexokinase-1. Lineage: Eukaryota; Metazoa; Chordata; Actinopteri; Spariformes; Sparidae. Gene Ontology annotation, molecular function: D-glucose binding; fructokinase activity; mannokinase activity. The transcript has 21 exons. Gene Ontology annotation, cellular component: cytosol; mitochondrion. The record is from RefSeq and is a predicted model, not a curated record. Gene Ontology annotation, biological process: glucose 6-phosphate metabolic process; intracellular glucose homeostasis; glycolytic process. Bases 314 to 3070 code for a protein of 918 amino acids.
CAUGCUUCCUGGCUUCACUCACAUGCUCAGAGAGGGAAGAGCCAUAGAGUCUUAGAAGCAGCUCUGUCUAUUUUAAACCUCACCAGAUUGGAUUCAGGAUAUUCUUAUAUCUCUUGCGGCGAGUGACAGAUCGCAUGUACAUAGUAGAGUCAGAGCAGAGGUUGAUAUCUUUUCUUUCUUUCUUUUUUUUACUGUUUUACUGUGGAUUUUUGUCCAUCUGUAGGUGAGCGUGCGUGACACAGAGACAGAGAGAGAGUGUGUGUGCGCGUGUGUGAGAGUCUGCAUGUGUGUGUGAAGGAGAAAGAGGACCAGGAUGAUUGCGGCCCAGCUACUAGCAUAUUACUUCACUGAGCUCAAGGAUGACCAGGUUAAAAAGAUCGAUAAGUACCUGUACUCCAUGCGUUUCUCUGAUGAGACGUUACUGGACAUCAUGCAGCAGUUUCGGAGGGAGCUGGCCAAAGGAUUGGGUCGGGACACGAACCCCACCGCUGCACUGAAGAUGUUGCCAACAUUUGUGCGGUCAAUCCCUGAUGGCUCAGAGAAGGGAGACUUCAUUGCGCUGGAUCUGGGAGGCAGUAACUUCAGGAUCCUCCGCGUCAAAGUGAGCCAUGAGAAGAAACAGACCGUUCAGAUGGAGAGUCAAAUCUACGACACGCCAGAAGACAUCAUUCAUGGCAGUGGAACAAGACUGUUCGACCAUGUGGCAGAGUGUCUUGGUGACUUCAUGGAAAAACAGAACAUCAAAGACAAGAAACUCCCGGUGGGAUUCACCUUCUCCUUCCCCUGUCAGCAGACCAAACUGGAUGAGGGCUAUCUGAUAACAUGGACGAAGCGUUUCAAGGCCGGUGGAGUGGAGGGAAUGGACGUCGUCAAGCUGCUGAACAAAGCUAUAAAGAAACGAGGAGACUAUGAUGCAGACAUCAUGGCAGUCGUGAAUGACACCGUGGGAACGAUGAUGACCUGUGGUUUUGAUGACCAGCGCUGUGAAGUCGGCAUCAUCAUCGGUACGGGCACCAACGCGUGCUACAUGGAGGAGCUGCGUAACAUCGACCUGGUGGAGGGAGACGAGGGCAGGAUGUGUGUGAACACUGAGUGGGGAGCCUUCGGAGACGACGGCAGGCUGGAGGACAUCAGGACAGAGUUUGACAGAGAGAUAGACCGAGGCUCCAUCAACCCCGGCAAACAGCUAUUUGAGAAGAUGGUGAGUGGUAUGUACAUGGGGGAGCUGGUGCGUCUCAUCCUGGUGAAGAUGGCCCGAGAAGGCCUGGUGUUCGAGGGCAGGAUCACCCCUGAGCUGCUCACCAAGGGAAAAUUUGAGACCAAACACAUCUCAGCCAUAGAGAAGAGUAAGGAGGGGCUGUCCAAGGCCCGAGAGAUUUUAACCAGACUUGGUGUUGAACCCUCAACUGACGACUGCAUCGCUGUGCAGCAUGUUUGCACCAUUGUGUCUUUCCGCUCUGCCAACCUGAUAGCUGCCGCUCUAGCAGGCAUCCUGAUGAGGCUAAAGGAGAACAAAGGCGUGGCACGACUCCGAACCACUGUGGGCAUCGAUGGAUCGCUAUACAAGAUGCACCCACAGUAUGCCCGUCGUCUUCACAAGGCCGUGCGCCGUCUGGUGCCGGACACUGACGUUCGGUUCCUCCUAUCAGAGAGCGGCAGUGGAAAGGGAGCAGCCAUGGUGACGGCCGUGGCCUACAGACUCGCCGAGCACUCACGACAAAUUUCCCAAACUCUGUCUGAAUUCCGCCUGACGACUGAACAGCUGCUUGAGGUAAAGAAGCGAAUGAGGACAGAGAUCCAAAAUGGCCUUUCAAAGAGCACUCAGGACUCUGCUACUGUCAAAAUGCUGCCAACCUUCGUACAAAGCACUCCUGAUGGAUCAGAGAACGGUGACUUCCUGGCCUUGGAUUUAGGAGGAACCAACUUCAGAGUUCUGUUGGUCAAGAUCCGUUCUGGCAAGCGGAGAACAGUAGAGAUGCACAACAAGAUCUACGCCAUUCCUCUAGAAGUGAUGCAGGGCACAGGAGAGGAGUUGUUUGAUCACAUCGUGCAGUGCAUCAGUGACUUCCUGGACUACAUGGGGAUGAAGAACACUCGCCUUCCCCUGGGCUUCACCUUCUCCUUCCCCUGCCGACAGACCAGUCUGGACGCUGGCAUCCUGGUGACAUGGACCAAAGGCUUCAAGGCGACAGACUGCGAGGGAGAGGAUGUGGUGGGACUGCUGAGGGAGGCCAUUAAGAGGAGAGAGGAGUUUGACCUGGAUGUAGUGGCCAUAGUGAACGAUACAGUGGGAACCAUGAUGACCUGUGCCUAUGAAGAACCCACCUGCGAGAUUGGACUCAUCGCCGGCACCGGCAGUAACGCAUGUUACAUGGAGGAGAUGAGGAACAUCGAGAUGAUCGAGGGAGACGAGGGACAGAUGUGUGUCAACAUGGAGUGGGGGGCUUUCGGGGACAACGGGUGCCUUGAUGACAUUAGGACAGAGUACGACCGCGCUGUGGACGACUUCUCCCUCAAUCCAGGCAAACAAAGAUAUGAGAAAAUGUGCAGUGGCAUGUAUCUUGGCGAAAUUGUGCGGAACAUCCUGAUAGACAUGACCAAGAGAGGAUUCCUGUUCAGGGGACAGAUUUCAGAAACACUGAAGACUAGAGGCAUCUUUGAAACAAAGUUCCUUUCACAGAUAGAGAGUGACAGAUUGGCGUUGCUGCAGGUGAGAUCCAUCCUGCAGCACUUAGGCCUGGAUAGCACCUGCGAUGACAGUAUCAUAGUCAAAGAGGUGUGUGGGGCAGUGUCACAUCGUGCAGCUCAGCUGUGUGGGGCCGGAAUGGCGGCCGUGGUCGAUAAGAUCAGAGAGAACCGAGGACUGGACCAUCUGAACAUCACCGUAGGGGUGGACGGGACUCUCUACAAACUGCAUCCACAUUUCUCCAGGAUCAUGCACCAGACAGUAAAUGAACUGGCUCCUAAGUGUGACGUCAACUUCCUGCUGUCAGAGGACGGCAGUGGGAAAGGAGCGGCACUCAUCACAGCGGUGGGCUGCCGGCUGAGGCAGGAGCUGAACAACAAAUAGAAAGUGUCUCUCCACCACCUCUCUAGGUUCCCCUCCCCUCUGUUCUCCCCCCUUGUCUCCAUUUCUCCCAAAUCAGACCAAUCCAGUCGACGUAUCACGCUCUAGUAGCUGCUUUAGUCUGUCUCCAUGGCAGAGAGAGGGGAUAGCUUUUCUCUGCUGUAGCAUUGAGUCAGGCACUGUGUUGUAGUUAGAUCAUGUUUGAUUAACAAAUGUAACAACGCCCAGACUCUUAAGGGUUUUGUGAUUUCUGAGGUUAAACUUGUCGUAGAGAUAAAACGUGCAGAUUCGCCUCCUGUAAGUAUGUGCAGGGCAGAAACAGAGUCCACACACUCAUGUUAAUGCUCCCAUGAGCUGAACAUCAUCGCCACCUGGAGGAUCCCUCUGAUUACUGCAGUGUGUUACAGCAUAACGGGUGCAACAGCUGCUCUGCAGAGAAAAAAAAAACUUGGCAAGAUGUUCAGUUGAUGGAAGGAUAUAUAUAUAAAAAAACACUGUUUUAAAACCAAAGUCACAAAAGUGUGUCUGCUGUCUGCUUGUAGGUUACUGACUGUCUGUGCAACAAGACUUAAAAGGGAUACGAGGUGAUGUACAAAUGUGUGAUGACAUGAAAGGGAAAUAUUUUUUUCUUCGUCAAAGGUUUUUAAUAUCUUACCCAGAUAUAAUACAAUAUGUUAUACAUACAUUGUUGCUAUUUAUUAUAUUUUUAUAUUGGGAGAUGGUGAAAAAAAAUUGUUACGGCUGCAAUGACGAGGCACAAAAGAGGAAGCCAUCGAUGAAGAAGUCCCCUCAGACGGUUGUCUAUCCCGUUGGGACGCAGGGUUCAGUGAACUGUGUCGGGGCAGACGCGUGACAAGAGAGGGACUUCUACUGUGCUUGAUCUGCAGGGAAAGCCAUGCCACAUGCUUACUGAAUGUGCUCUAAUUUAUGACAACAAUCCUAUUCUACUCCAAUGUACUCUACUGUAAAAUAUGUCCAAAGAGCACUUGUAUUUUACUAAGUAGAAAUCCUUGUUGUUGGUACUGAUCACGGUUGUUUUUUGUCUUAAGAAGUGCUGGCUAUCCUCAUCAUCGUAAUGAGACUCACCAGUGACUUACACAACAGGAAUGUGGUGCUAACAUGGAUGCCAGUGGAACAACAAUGGCCAAACUGUGUUUUAAGGAGAAGGUGACUGUAGCUGAAGCUUUAAGGUUUUUUCUCGGUUACUCACUCACUGUGGAGGAGUGGUGUUUUAAGUGAACUACUGUUUGGCUUGUUCAAGUAACACGAAUCAUGCAUCAUGAUUUCGAUUAAUGAUACUCACCCAAAGACUGAUGGAUGUGUUCACUGGCAUUUUUAUCAUUACAGAGGCUGGCCUUUGUUUUGUUUUUUUUUGUAGACCCUAGAUCAUAAAGAGACAAAGGUUUUUAAAGUCACUGGCAGUUGGCGUUUGUUGUCCAAGGAUGGAUUACUGAGAUUAUAAAGUACAUUUGACUGCCAUCUUUGUUAACUGCAAUUUAAUUUGUGGGGACAGAUUAGCACAACCUGAAGCUAAACUGCCAGGAGCACAAGGGCCAGCCUCUUCCGCAGGUCCAAAGACGACCUGAUUUUUAGAUUGUCAACAACGUAGUGAUUCUGAAUGCCAGCCUCACAUCACACACACACACACUUUAAUCUCUUUGUUUUCUGAUCACCAAACCCAGACUGUACCUGUCCAACACUGUCAAUCAAUCAGUCACUAAAUAAAGACAAACCUGUCGAGCUCAA